CUUCUGGGAGGUACCUGUCGUCGGUUGAGGGGGGGAAAAAGGUGGAAACAUAAGGAAAGAGGCAAGCACCUGCCGAGCGAUGAUGGCCCUCGCUUUUGGAUGUACGCUCCUCGUCGUCGUCGUCGCGACCGCGCUCUGAUAUCUCGGGGAGAUUGCCGGAGAUCUCUGAAGGGCCUGUUCUCGUCGCCGGUUUCUCUCCGAUCGGCGGCUCGGGCGGCCAAUUUGAUUGGGAGCGCACUCGGAAAGGCUGCGCCUUUGAGGUUUUCCAAGUGCAAAUGGUGAAUCGACAUGGAAUUUUAAAGUUGCAAUCCGAAUGGCAAUAGGAUCUGAAGGACCCUGAACAACUUAAAUCUGAUAAAAGCACUGACUUAUCAAUUUGGGAUUGGGAUUGGGAUUCAGGUCUAACAUGGGUCCCAGAUUGCCUUAAAAUGAAGAUUAGUCCUUGACCAGACUAGUGAUGAUUUUCAUUCACCUUCGACAAGAUGCAUGGAUUCUCCACUGUUGAUGGCUUUGUGGAGAUAACUGAAAGCUUGGCAGAGAUGAUCAAGUAUGUGGCAAAUGAACCUUCAGUGGGGCUAUUUUACAUUCUGCAGCACACUCAAAAUGCAGUGCCCAAUGUUAUUAGUCUCAAGAAUAAUGUCGCAGGGAGAUCACAAGCGAUCAAUCUGCAUACGGAGGACUUAGAAGAUUCUAUUACAAUGAUGAGGUCAAUGAAGGAUUGUGGGUUCCCCAUUGUUGAUGACAUGAUUGGUGAUAUUAACAAAUCUCUAGCAAUUGUGUCAGCGAAACAGCCUAAAAGAGGAUUGAUACACAGCCAAACCUCAGGUUUUGAAAUGCGAAGAAUUAGCUCAUCAGGGCCAACCACUUGGGGACGAUCUACCUUUUUUGACCCUCAAGAUGGUGAAAGGAGUGGAAAUUACUUUUCCAAUGUUCUAAAGUCAGCGAAACAAAAGGCGAGCAAUUUUAAGUGGUCUAACCUUGAUUCCCAACGUCCUAUUCAGACGCAGGGUGAGAAACAUUUUAUUUAUACUGAUGGACCAUUGGCAGUUGGGGAAACCAGCUCAAGUUCAACUCUGCCGGUGGUUGAGUCUGAUGAACUGCCAUUAUCAAGUGAAGUUUCUGAAGAACUGCAAGAAGAGAAAGAAGGAGAAAGCCACACUACUCUCCACUUGCCAAGUGAUAAUUUAUUGACUGUGCCAGAAGACUUUGAGAGUUUUAGAGCUAAUAGAGAAGCAAAAUUGGAGGAGUGGCUGGGAGAGACUGGUCACCAUAAUAAUUGCAAUGGAGCAACUAAUGGGGAACCAGCUUAGCUUGAUUUGCGGCUGUUUAAAAUAACCACCCUUGUACAUUUUAUUACUUGGGAUGUAAAUAUCUGUCCAGAUGAUGAUCGCUACUGACUGAUUGCUCACUAUGAAAAUAGAUUCAUCACUGUGGUCUUUCCAGAGUGAGCAGAGCACAGCUAAAGUUACAGAUGAUUCAAGGCUCUCCUACAGUAAACAAGAUUGCUUUCUGAAGGCAGUUUUAAGCAGCGUCAGCCAAGCGACUUAUUAGCAGUGACAGUUGUCCAUGUAUUCUGCUUCUGUUUUAGUUUCGUGGGUCCAACAUUGCGUCUUAUCGAUUCCAAGAUGUGCAGACUGCAUCAGGACUCUCCCAAAACUGAGCUUUUCCUUUUAUCUUCUUGUGAAGUAGGUUGUAUAUUUCCUGGCUUGCUUAUGACAGUUUCUCCUUUGUGAGAAACUUUUAUAUGAGUGAAGUGAUGUAUCUGUAGCUUCUUCUUCUGGAAUAAAUUUCCAUGUACUUAUACCGGUUUUAUUCAAUAUGAGACAAGUAGUUUAAAAUUUUCCAAA
Messenger RNA from Eucalyptus grandis, 1847 nucleotides. RefSeq lists its product as uncharacterized. NCBI's taxonomy places the organism in Eukaryota, Viridiplantae, Streptophyta, Magnoliopsida, Myrtales, Myrtaceae. The coding region runs from base 483 to 1310 and encodes 275 amino acids. The transcript is spliced from 3 exons. The record is from RefSeq and is a predicted model, not a curated record.